UUAUUCUUCUAAAGCCAUGAUUUUUCCAUAGGUCUUUUGAAUAUAUAGUACUAGAGUGCUUACCGUUAUGCAGCAAUUAGAUGAACCCGAGUGAAUGAAAAUGCUAUAAUUGCUAUACCUUUUGUAACUAAUCUCACCACGUCUCGUCAAUUUAUUUCGGGUUAAAAGAAGACUCGCAUUGGUUUCAGAUGUCAAGAAAGCAUUACGCAUGCGUGUCUUAUGUACCGAAACCCAGCAUCUUUUAUGUCAAGCAGAGCUAGCCUUUUAUGUUUAUUUUUUUAAACACCUUUACACCAGAAAAACUCUGCCUCUGUGAUCUGAAUAAUUGGCUCAAUAGAUCGUGUAUUUUGUGUCUUUCAAAGCAACAGGAGAUGCCACCUUAGUGAGAGCAGAGUGCCCGGCAAGGUGCCAUGAGGAGACGGCUGUCUCACAGGGACUCCAAAACCCUGCCCCCCUAUGACAGAAGUCCUGACUCGUCCCCCUGUAACCGAGGGCCCUACCCCUGCUGUUUCUGUUGGUGCUGCUGUUGCAGCUGUUCUUGCCUGACAGUGCCAAACAAAGACCAGGAUGUGUGCAGCAGGAGGGCGUCCAACAUCUCCACACUAGAGAGCCUUCAGAGGAACGAGGAUAGCGGCAGGCUGAGUGUGGAGGAGGCCUCAUCCUGGGCACUGUCCUUCAGCACUCUGCUGGACAAUGCAUCCGGCCGCGACGUCUUCAUGGAGUUCCUGCGCUCGGAGCACAGUGAUGAGAACAUGCUCUUCUGGCAGGCGUGUGAGGAUCUCAAGACAGAUCAACAGAAGGCUGAUAUCGGGGAGAGGGCCAAACAAGUCUACCUGGACUACAUCUCCAUACUCUCUCCCAAAGAGGUCAGCAUUGAUGCCACAGUGCGGGAGACAAUCAACAGAAACAUGGCAACUCCCACUGUGCACGUUUUUGAUGACGCCCAAGCACAAAUCUACGCACUGAUGCACAGAGACUCUUAUCCACGAUUUCUGAACUCCCCUCUCUACCAGUCUCUGUUGCAGAGCCUCAGUUCAAACAACUCCUCCAACAGCUAGGAGGCGCUAGAGUGCUGGUGGCAGAUCCCCAGUUCCUAGUCAACAGAUGUCAUACGCUGCAGUACGUUUUACACAAUUCGACAGUUGUUUACAGAGGUUGGUUUUGUAAAACAUGUUUAAAAGUGGCACCCUGAAAUGGUACAGUGCUUUGCCUCAUACUGUAAUCGGAAUGAAAACUAAAUCUUGAUUUUUAAUCUUGCCCUUAUUUUAUAUUGCUGAAAGACAAAGAGUCACGAAAAACUGGCCCCAAUUUAUGGUACCAUAAUAAUCUUUAUAACAAUACCCUUGGCGAGGGGUCUGUGGAGGAAGAGACAUCAACACAAGCCUUGGUACCCGCUACAGGACAGAUUUUAGUAGAUCAGAAAUGCUUCUGUAUUUUCCUGGACUGAUGUUUACAGGCAAGCUGUGAAUUUAAGGACAUAAUAACCAUAAUAAAAGUGCAUCACAGUAAAAUCAUAGCAAAGUGUAAUAAAGGAUAGUGAAAGUAUGCUUCAUUAUACUAAAAAAUAAAACAUGAUGAACUAUGGUAAAAGCGUGGUAAAACAGCAAAAUUACUGAGCAAAUUUACCAUGGUCAAAUAGUAUAAGGGAAACAGAUUGUUAUUGGUGUGUGUUUAAUAAAUGUCUGUUAAGCUUGUAAUCUUAAAACUUACCAUAACAAGGUCUUGCCACUUGCUUAUCCCUAGCUAGGACCAGGGCUGGGUCAUUUCCAUUUCCAAGUCCUUCAAAGGAAUACAUACUUUACAGUACUCCCUGUGAAGGACAAAAUUACUGGUGUGUUAUAACCAUACAAAAGUAAGUCUCCAUCAUGUCCAUUCACACUGCGUGGAAUAAUAUGUGCAAGCUAAACUCACCUCAUAUUUUUGAUGCUUUUUUAAAAGCAUUUUACAAUCAUACAACACUAGAUUACUGAAGUGAAAUUAAACUGAAGUGAAUCAUAUCAGCACCCUU
This is a messenger RNA of Acipenser ruthenus (sterlet), 2008 nucleotides long. Its product is annotated as regulator of G-protein signaling 20-like. NCBI's taxonomy places the organism in Eukaryota, Metazoa, Chordata, Actinopteri, Acipenseriformes, Acipenseridae. Bases 411 to 1058 code for a protein of 215 amino acids. The record is from RefSeq and is a predicted model, not a curated record. The transcript has 6 exons.